Lactuca sativa (garden lettuce) is the source of this 1307-nucleotide messenger RNA. RefSeq names its product benzoate carboxyl methyltransferase. Gene Ontology annotation, molecular function: methyltransferase activity. Lineage: Eukaryota; Viridiplantae; Streptophyta; Magnoliopsida; Asterales; Asteraceae. The record is from RefSeq and is a predicted model, not a curated record.
AACGUUUUUAAUACUUAUUAUUAUUAUUGUUGUAAAUUUGGCCCCCGGUUGAAGCUUAUAAAUAAAGGCAGCUUUAGAGCAAAGGCAAAGGCAAUAUAGUCAUGGAAGUUGAAAACAUACUACACAUGAAUAUCGGCCAUGGAGAAUCAAGCUACGCGAGUAACUCAUUUCUUCAGGAAAGUGUCAUACGGAAAACUCUGACUGUUUUACAAGAUACAAUCAAGGGAAUGGUUAAUAUCGAAGCCGCCUUCAGCAAAUGUUUCGUAAUGGCAGACUUAGGAUGUGGCACCGGGACAAAUACACUUUUGCUUGCAUCUAUGGUUAUUGAUAUAGUCCUUGAACUGUGUAAAGAAGAUAACUAUAAAGCGCCAAAGCUUCAAGUCUGCUUAAAUGAUCUUUUUGGAAAUGAUUUCAAUACCAUUUUCAAGUUGCUUUCGACCUUUUAUGCAAAUCUUCAGAAGGAGAAGGGAGAAAACAUUGGCUCUUGUUUUGUUUCAGCUAAUCCCGGUUCCUUUUAUGGUCGACUCUUUCAAGAUGAAAGCUUACACCUUGUUCACUCCUCUUAUGCUGUUCAUUGGCUUUCUCAGGUACCUGAAGGCAUUGAAAACAACAAAGAAAAUAUAUACAUGGCGAAAUCAAGUCCACUGAAUGUGUUUGAAGCGUAUAAAAAUCAAUUUCAUACCGAUUUUAUAAAGUUUCUACAAAUGCGAUCCGAGGAAGUAGUACAUGGUGGAUGCAUGGUUUUAACCUUUCGUGGUCGUAGUAGGGCUGAUCCAACCACUGAUGAUGGUGCCCGUAUUUUUGAGCUACUAGCGCAAUCACUACUCAAUAUGGUCAAAGAGGGACUGGUUCAAGAAUCAUAUAUGCACUCAUUCAAUGUCCCAAAUUAUGCUCCAUGCGAGGAUGAAGUCAGGUGUACUAUUCACGAUGAGGGAUCAUUUUCUCUUGAUACCUUUAAUGUUUUUCAAGUAAAUUGGGAUCCAUAUGAUACAGACUACACAAAUGUGAAAGAUUUAGAUGAGCAGAGCCACAUCCAUGGGGAAAAUUGUGCAAAUGUUCUGAGAGCUGUUUAUGAACCUUUGUUGACAUCUCAUUUCGGAAAUUUAAUAAACAUUGAUGUGCUAUUUCAGAAGUUCCAGAAGCUAGUGGCUAAAGAUCUAGCAAACAAAAAAACCAGACACUUUAAUGUAGUCAUUUCAUUGACUAGAAAAUGAGAUACUCAUGUAUUCAAAUCAGUCCGCUGGUUGUGUUAAAACUUUUUGGUUAUUCAACGAUCUAUUCAAUGAGAGAUAUAUAUACUUCGAUCA